AUGGACCCACCCCGUUCUCUGAGGAUGGAGCUGGACUCGGUGCUGUCCAUAGAUCAGAUCCGCGCCAUCCGGGCCAACAACGACUACGUGGACCGGCCCGUGACGCUGGAGCUAUCGUCCCAGUCCGGGUUCUUCCACGCCCACGAAGACCGCCACUCCCAUCUCGCGUUCGCCUACAACCCGUCCUCGCUGUCCCACAGCCAGAGCCAGCCGCAGCACAGCCACCUGGCCCACCUGAGCCGCUCCAGCACCGCCUGCUCCUCGCUGUCCCGCGCCAGCGCCGCCUCCGACCAGCGGCUGCUGGCCGGCCUGACCCCGUCCCGCUCCCUGGGCUCGGCCGUCCACUCCCAGCCCAAAGGGGAGCUGAAGCCCGACUCCUCCUCGUUGGGGAAAGGCCUGACGGAGGACGAGGCGGAGCUGGGCCUCCACCUCUUCAUCUGCGAACACUGCGGGCGCUGCAAAUGCCGGGAGUGCGGCGCCCCCCGCGGCCUGCCGUCCUGCUGGGCCUGCGGCCAGCGCUGCCUGUGCUCGGCCGAGAGCGCGGUGGAGCACGCCACCUGCCUGUGCUGCGUCAAGGGCCUGUUCUACCACUGCUCCUCCCAGGACGACGAGGACCAGUGCGCCGACCGGCCCUGCUCCUGCGCCGCCGCCCACGCCGGCGCCCGCUGGGGCGCCAUGGGCCUGCUGGCGCUCUGCCUGCCCUGCCUCUGCUGCUACCCCCCCGCCCGGCUCUGCCUGAGCCUGUGCCGCCGCGCCCACGACCGCGCCACCCGGCCCGGCUGCCGGUGCAGCAACACCAACACGGUGUGCCGCAAGAUCUCCGUCACCACCCCCAACCCCCGCCAGCCCGCGCUAGCUAGCAAAGCUCCGGAGAAACCCUUAUGA
This is a messenger RNA of Menidia menidia (Atlantic silverside), 885 nucleotides long. Lineage: Eukaryota; Metazoa; Chordata; Actinopteri; Atheriniformes; Atherinopsidae. The record is from the annotation of a GenBank genome assembly.